Messenger RNA from Porites lobata, 1597 nucleotides. The record is from the annotation of a GenBank genome assembly. NCBI's taxonomy places the organism in Eukaryota, Metazoa, Cnidaria, Anthozoa, Scleractinia, Poritidae.
GGCUCUAAUAAUCGUAAUUGUGCGGUUCCUCUCUGCAAGUCCUACGGGGUAAUAUUUGAUAACAAGCGCAACAGAAAUGUGACUUACCAUAAGAUACCAAGCGAUUUAAAUGUAAGGCAAGCAUGGCUGCAGCGUAUUAGAAGGGAGGAAAACUCAACUUUUAAGGUGUGGAACUAAUUUUUUUCUGUGAUUGUGAGUUCGAAUUCGUACUGCUUCACCGAUCUCUUACAUAUCGCUUUUUCUCUAGGUGCAGAAGCAUACAGUCGUCUGCUCCCUUCAUUUUACGGAUGAGGACUUAGAGUAUUCUAGUUUUAGUUGUAGGUGGUUUGUGAAAACUGGCAGACUUCCCUCUGUAUUCGAAUGCUGGGAGCACAAGCCAUACCUAAUCCCUAAGGUUCAGAAUAAGAGGAAGCUGAACAAGAAUCAGAUUCGAUCGAGUGAAACCAGUUGUAAACAUCAAAGAGGUGAUCCUAGUCGUACUGGAAACGAGAUUGAAUCGGCUGAAGUGUUUAUUGAGUCAAGUGAUACUUCUGAGGAGAAAAACUUUCACAAAACCGACGAAGAAAUAUCUGAGCUAAAAGCUGAAGUUGUAACACUAAGGGAGCAGGUAAAAACAGCUAACAACAAGAUCAAACAGCUUGAGGAAACAUUAAGUGGAAUGGAAUUCUGUAUUGAGAAUAUUGAAGACAAAGAUAUCUGUUUUUAUACUGGAUUUCCUAAUCGUGAAGUCUACAAUGCGGUGUUAACUUAUUUUAACCCAGGUCCCAAUGGUGAAAAUUUAGUGUACACUCGAACUGAUCCAAGACCUGACAUAGAGUCUACACCCCUGCAAAAACGUGGACGGCCCAGAAAACUAUCUCCUUCCAAUCAGUUCUUUUUAUUCCUUUGUAGGGUUAGGGUUGGGCUCUUUGAAUGUGAUCUUGCAUUUAGGUUUAACAUUUCUAUUGGGACUGUAAGUAACAUUGUUAUUUCUUGGGUUAACUUUCUAUAUCUAAGACUUGGAUCAUUAAGCAUCUGGCCAAGUAAAGAAACAAUAUUAGCAACAAUGCCAGAUUCAUUCAAAGCAAAAUACAAAGACACUAGGGUCAUCAUUGACUGUACCGAAAUAAAAGUAGAAAUGCCUUCUUCGCUGGUCCUAAAAUCUCAAACGUACUCAAACUACAAAAGUGCCAAUACAUUAAAAGGGCUAGUUGGCAUUUCUCCAAGUGGAUCCAUAACAUUUAUAUCUCAGCUGUACACUGGCUCAAUAUCAGACAGGGAAAUUACUGAACGCUGUGGUAUUCUUAAAAUGCCAUUUCAAGCAGGCGACAGUUUAAUGGCAGAUAAAGGAUUCGACAUCCAGGACUUGCUAGAUCCAAUCAGUGUCAAGUUAAAUAUGCCUCCUUUUUUGCACAUGCAAGACCAAAUGCCUGUUCAAGAUGUUCUAGAGACACAGCAAAUAGCUGCCGAGAGAAUACAUGUUGAAAGGGCCAUUAAUAAGAUUAAAAACUUUCAUCUAUUUGAUCAAGUUAUUCCAUUAUCUCUGGCUGGCUCUAUCAACCAGUUAUGGACUGUAUGUGGAUUGCUGACUCUUUUUCAAAAACCGAUCAUUUCAUGA